GGCUUGACGCGGACGUCGCCGUUCCCGCCACCCAGUCCCUUGCAGCCUCCGUGAUGUGGCCGUCGGCGCGAACGUGGAUUGAUGUGGCCAGGCCGUCGUCCGACACGAACGGCGAGCGGUCGGCCGACCACUCACUGGCGCUGGACCAUCAGUCUAGCGGCGUCAUGAUUUUUGUCGCGCUGAAUCUGUAUGAUCGUUGAAAAUGGUUAGUAAAGGGCCGGGACACGCCGCUGAUCGCUCUCAAAAAUGUCCAAGCAAAUGUAAUGGUGUAUGCUCGCGCUUCGGCUACUCAGAGGCUUUUUCGCCGACGCCUUCGCGCGCGUUCGCCAACGGGUCCGACGACGGCGACGCUCCAAGAUUGCGGAUACACGAUGUGCCACGACGACGGGUCACGCAGUAAUCAUCACUGGUCGGACAGCACUUCUCGAAUCUUGCCCAAUUGAUUCGUCAAGCCAAUGAAGUCGCCUUCAACCGAAACCGCGCGUUGGUUGGUCCGAUGCAGAUGGAUUUUGACCAAUGAGCGACCGGACAACAGAUCCGCGUUCUCGUGACGCACGGCCGGGAGCAGCUGCAGCAUGGCGGACGACGGCCACGAGACGCCGCUGCUUGAACACGAAGCACUUGACGCCCCGCGCAAGCCGCGCCUCAACUCGGGCGACCGCGCCUGCGUCUCCAUCUUCUCGCUCGUGGCGCUCAGCGUCUGCGUGGCAGGCCCAUCGGCGCUCUGGACGCCGCCGCCUGUCCUGCUGUCGCCGACCACAUAUCUGGACCUGACAUGGCACCAGUGGACAGAGCCCAGUGGCCAUGACCUUCGACAAAGCGUGUUGGCGCCGACGCUGGCGUCGCUUGAAGGCGUGGACCUGGCGCCGUUCAGCUAUGCCACGUACCGCACGUCGUGGCCGCCAGCGCAGUCGUUCAACUUGAGCGUUCGCUCGGCCACCGACGAUGUGUACCUCGUCUUCGCCGCCAACGCAACGUUCAAGGCCUAUGUCGCGACGCACGACGCCCGCCACAAGAACAUGAUGCGCCACGAGACGCAACUUGUAGCAGGUGGCGCCACCUCCCCCUCGGCAACUGUCGAGAUCGUCCGAGCAACUGGCGGCGAUACAGGCUUGCAGCGUGGACCAUCCCUUGUCUCGGCCACCUGGGACGAGGCGCGCGAGCUCAGCGAGUGGACGCUCGAGCCGGGCCUCGUCGGCGAGCAUCUGCGCAUAGUCGAGGCGACAUGGAUGGCUGCAGUGCCCUGGCAGCGCUCCACGAGCGGGCCUCUGCCGCCGCUCACGUGGCUUCGCACCGUGGUGCAGAGCCACGACGACGGCCGCCACGGGCAGUUGGCGCUGGACGCGAUCGGGCUGAGCCAUGGCAGUAUCUAUUGGAAUGGGCGGCGCCUCGGGCGCUACGAGGGCAACGCGACGGCCGAGUUUGCCGUGCGCGUGGCGUCGACCAACGACUUGGUGCUGCUCGACGAGCGCGGUGUCGAGACCCUCAACCCGCGUCGCCUCCGUGUAACGCUGCGCAUGCCAUAAUAAACACACGAGACAUGUCAACUUGAAAUCUUGAUACUGUC
Molecule: messenger RNA, 1567 nt
Organism: Saprolegnia diclina VS20
Lineage: Eukaryota; Oomycota; Saprolegniomycetes; Saprolegniales; Saprolegniaceae
Exons: 4
Coding region: 576-1526 (316 amino acids)
Source: RefSeq, a predicted model, not a curated record